Molecule: messenger RNA, 795 nt
Organism: Meloidogyne enterolobii
Lineage: Eukaryota; Metazoa; Nematoda; Chromadorea; Rhabditida; Meloidogynidae
Source: the annotation of a GenBank genome assembly
GAUUUUUUAACAAAAAUGGAACCAAACUCACGCAAGCUGACUGAGAAAGAUAUGAUAUAUAUAGAAUUUUAUAGAAAGUCUGCAAGUGGAUUUGUUUCUUCAGAUGGACCAAAAACAGAAGAAACAGGGAAUGGUGGAAGUGAUCUUAAAGUGGAGAAAAAUAAAGAUGCCAAGCUGCUGAUUGAAAAUGGAAAUGCUGUCAAAGAGGUUAAAAAAAGUCAAAAGCUGAUGAUUAACUUUCAGAAGUUUAUUUCCUGGCUUCGUAACUGUUUUGCUUCAAUCAACAAAAAUUGUCUCAAUUCAAUUUUGCAUGGAAUUUUGGCAUUUUUAACAGCCUCACUCUUUUUUGUCUUCUUUUUGCUAAUUUUGUCAGGUUUCUGGAUUGCUUUCACAACUAUAGUUUCUGAUCCAGAUUUGGGCAAAUCUGGGCCCGUUUUGGCACUUCUCUCAACAAUUUUUUUAUUAUCUUUUGUCCAUUUAUCUUUCCUAUUUUUGUAUAAAAUUAUACGCUCAUGCCGAAUAUUCUCGGCAAAAAAGGAUUUAAUCACUUCAAUUUUUAAUAAAUACUGUCUUUGCUGGAAUGUUAUAUUCUUUCUUAUAAUUUUCGUCUUUAUUUUGGUUCUAUUCUUUUUUAUUUUUGAAUAUAUUAUUUUUGGAAAUUUUAGUAAAAAUUAUUUUUUUACGAAUAGAUUUAUUACUGCAAUUCUUGCUUUACUUGGAUUACUUGCCUCUCUUAUAGGCUAUUUUUCUGUUUUGUAUUUGUUAUUAAAUAAAUGUCGUAAGUUUGGGCAUUAA